Purpureocillium takamizusanense is the source of this 1214-nucleotide messenger RNA. RefSeq lists its product as uncharacterized. The record is from RefSeq and is a predicted model, not a curated record. The coding region runs from base 440 to 727 and encodes 95 amino acids. Lineage: Eukaryota; Fungi; Ascomycota; Sordariomycetes; Hypocreales; Ophiocordycipitaceae. Gene Ontology annotation, cellular component: cytosol. The transcript is spliced from 2 exons.
GGUACCAACGGGGGGCGGGCAUGUUCCAAUCAACGAGCCAAACCGCUCGGGGUUCCGUUCUGGUAGUAAUGCGCUCCAGCAGCAGCAGCCGCUAGCGUGCAAAAGGGGACAAAACGGCCACCACACAUGAUGUCAGCCAUUGCGGCCGAGGCUCCCAUCACAUGCGACGAGAGUCUGCAGGCGUUUGUGUGUGAGUGUGUGAGUGUGUGGUGGCCCAUGGCCGCCGCCCAGAAGCGUGCGCGAAAGUGCGCGAGACCGACCAGCUUCGUCUUUUUAACCGACUCCGUCCCGGCUCGGGAUUUAAGCAAUUGAUAUCUUCCCCCACACCCCCCGGACGAAAGAAAGCCUGAUCUCUCUUCUUCCUUUCCACCUCAUCCCAAUACCUACGAUUAACACCUGUCAUACCUCCUCUCCUACACCACGCACAACAACCGCAGCCAUGGGUCUCGCCAACGACAAGUUCCCCUCCUCCGUCGCUUUCGACGCCAUCGCCUCGGCCCUCGACGCCAGCCCCGAGGACCGCAAGGACGCCAUCAAGCAGGCCAACGCCGUCUUUGCCUUCACCCUCAAGAACAAGGCCGGCGAGACCGAGAGCUGGCACGUCGACCUCAAGGAGUCUGGCAAGGUUGCCACCGGCACCGGCGCCAAGCCUACCGGUACGUUCAACACCUUACCCCCAUGGCUUGAUUUAGGCGGUGACGGCCGGGCGGAGCGCGCGCGCGCGUGAACUGUCGCUGCACGAGGGCAGCACUGAGCAGCGUCACGAGCCAGAAAACCCCCCCUCAUCAUCCAUCCCUUCCAAGUUGGGAUCCUUUCUUGCCCCCAUCUUUCUUUUCGCUGACAGACAAAUCGCAUAGUCACCCUCGUCCUCUCCGACGAGGACUUUGGCAGCCUGGUCGAGGGCAAGGCCAACGCCCAGCGCAUGUUCAUGUCCGGCAAGCUCAAGAUCAAGGGCGACAUCAUGAAGGCCACCAAGCUCGACCCCAUCAUGAAGAAGGCCCAGAACUCUGGCAAGGCUAAGCUGUAAGCGGCUGGUCGCCUACGAGGGAGAUGGUCUAAAGAAAAGAGACGGGGCCGAUGAGCGGCGCUAACGGGGGGGAAGAGGCGAGAAGAGGAGGGAUAUGGUUCACGAUAUCACUGUAACAUACACCACUGCCAUAUACAUGCCGUCCGUAAAGGCCGUGCUCUUGAAUAAAGGAAUGCAUUGGGGACAG